Molecule: messenger RNA, 7138 nt
Organism: Gambusia affinis (western mosquitofish)
Lineage: Eukaryota; Metazoa; Chordata; Actinopteri; Cyprinodontiformes; Poeciliidae
Gene: astn1
Product: astrotactin 1
Exons: 24
Coding region: 399-4358 (1319 amino acids)
Biological process (GO): neuron migration; neuron cell-cell adhesion
Molecular function (GO): protein binding
Source: RefSeq, a predicted model, not a curated record
GUAUGAGAGGGCAAAUGCACAAUUAGAUUAAAAAUGAUUAUGCUUUUGUUGAUGGGGCCUUAAGGGCACUUUGGGUGCAUUCACAGUUAGUAAUCCAUGCUCAGCCAUUACAGAGCUAUUUAGACAGUUUAUCGAUCAAUUACAAUAAGGGGGUCAACAGCAUUAAAACACAGUCAAACAGCCACACAGUCGAUGCCCAGCCAUGUAUCAACAAAAACCAUGUGACUGAUCAGAGACAAGAAACAGGAGGCGCUUGUUUCCUACACUGAGAGAGCCCGCUGGUGCACCACGAGCAGCACAUCUCUCUCAAGCGUUGCGCUGGGAGACUCAAGCAGUCGGCGAGAGAAACCGCGAGGAGGGUGAGAGAGGAGAGAGGGGGGAAAAAAGGAGCGACGGAGAUGGCGAGUCUAAACAUGGAGCCGACACCGCUGCUUCGACUUAUGGGGCUGCUGUGGCUCCUUCUAGCCAGCCAAAUCACCACAGUCCGGAGUCUGAACGGCGACGAAGACCAGAGCCAGGACACCGAGUGCAAGAUGAAGAGCGUCACCGUGUCAGCGCUGCCGUUUCUGAGGGAGAACGACCUGAGCAUCAUGCACAGCCCGUCGGCCUCGGAGCCCAAGCUGCUAUUCUCCGUGAGGAAUGAUUUUCCAGGGGACGUGGUGGUGGUGGACGACCUGGAAAACACCGAGCUCCCUUUCUUCGUCCUAGAGAUCUCUGGGAACUCAGAGGACAUCCCUCUGGUGCGCUGGCGGCAGCAGUGGCUGGAAAAUGGCACACUUCUUUUCCACAUCCACCAUCAGGACGGCAGCGUCAACCUACCCGAACCAACUGAAGACCCGGCCAACGACUCCACGAAAGAAGAGCUGCGCAUACUCCACAUCUCUGUGAUGGGUGGGAUGAUCGCCCUUCUGCUGUCCGUCCUGUGCCUCGUCCUGAUCCUGUACACCCGCAGGCGCUGGUGUAAGAGACGCCGCAUCCCUCAGCCCCAAAAGAGUGCCAGCGCUGAGGCGGCUAAUGAGAUACACUACAUCCCAUCAGUGCUGAUGGGAGGCCAAGCACGGGAAAGUCUAAGGAACUCCAGGGGUCAGGGGCCAAACUCUGGUGGCACCCUCAGCAUCCGGGAAACACCAAUUUUGGACGGGUACGAAUACGACAUUACAGACCUGCGUCACCAUUUGCAACGAGAGUGCAUGAACGGCGGGGAGGAAUUUGCUAGUCAAGUCACCCGUACCUUGGACUCCCUUCAGGGCUGCAAUGACAAGAAUAAUAUGGACCUCACACCGGUGAAUGACAACACUAAGUUGGCCCUGAUGAACAAAUACAAGGACAACAUUAUUGCCACGAGCCCAUUGGACAGCAAUCACCAGCAAAACACCCUGCUGCCACACAACACAUCUACCAGCCAACGCAAACGUCUCUCCAGCAACACCAGAGCGGGUUCAACUUUCUUGAACCCAGACGGGGACUCUGGAACGGAGGCAGACAGCGAGCCUCAGCUGGCCUUUUACACUGACCCAAACCGCAGUCGGCGCCGGAGUCGAGGUAUGAGAAAUGGUAACGCCAACAGCGCGUGGGGCUCUGGGGCAGGUUCCCCACGGAGUCCUAUCAAUAAGACCACCCUGACUCUGAUCAGUGUCAUCAGCUGCGUGAUCGGCCUGGUUUACUCCUCUCACCUCGCCUGCAGCCUCUCAGUCCGAGUAAUCUUACAUGUGCCGGAGCACCUCAUAGCUGACGGUUCGAGGUUCAUUCUGCUCCAGGGGAGCCAGCUGGAUGCAUCGGAUUGGCUGAACCCAGCCCAGAUCUUGUUAUACUACCAGCAGAAUGCCAGUGGACCUUGGGUCAACGAGCUGUGUGGCCGACGCCUACUGGAUCCUUGUGAACACCAGUGUGACCCAGAGACAGGAGAAUGCCUUUGCCUUGAUGGCUACAUGAAGGACCCGGUCCACAAACAUCUUUGCAUCCGCAGUGAGUGGGGGCCCAAUCAGGGUCCCUGGCCUUACACCAUCUUCCAGCGUGGUUUUGAUCUUGUGAUGGGAGAACAACCCUCUGAUCGCAUUUUCAGAUUUACAUACACCCUGGGAGAAGGAAUGUGGCUUCCUCUGAGCAAAAGCUUUGUCAUCCCUCCUGCUGAGCUCGCCAUCAACCCGUCAGCCAAAUGCAAGACAGACAUGACAGUAAUGGAGGAUGCGGUAGACGUAAGAGAGGAGCUGAUGAUCAGCUCGUCGUUCGACUCUUUGGAGGUCCUCCUGGACUCUUUCGGACCCGUCAGAGAUUGCUCGAAAGACAACGGCGGCUGCAGCCGCAACUUUCGCUGCAUAUCUGACCGAAAGCUCGAUUCCACCGGCUGUGUGUGCCCCCCCGGGCUUAGUCCGAUGAAAGAUGGGACCGGGUGCUAUGACCACCAUAUUGGCAUCGACUGCUCUGACGGCUUCAACGGUGGAUGUGAGCAGCUGUGCCUCCAACAGCUGGCCCCUCUAGAGGAUGACCCAACCCUCUACAACAUCCAGAUGUUCUGUGGGUGCAUCGAGGACUAUAAGCGCGGUCCUGAUGGGAGGUCAUGCUUGCCUCUGUCUGAAUCCUGUACUGAGGGCGUGGACUGCGGCGAAGCGACAGACAUUCCUGCCAACCAGACCGUCUUCGGAGACCUCUUCUACGGUUACAACAACCACACCCAGGAAAGCACCUCUGGUCAGAUACUGAAGGCCACGUUCAGGCAGAAGAACUUUGCCCGAGGCAUUGAGCAUCAGCUCCCAGAUGGCAUGGUGGUGGCAUCUGUGCCAACGGAGGUCCAGUGCCACGAGGAGCUGUCAGACCCUGUGCCUGACCCAGAAUACCUGACGGGUAUGGUGAACUACAGUGAGGUGUCUGGCUAUCCCCUUGUCCAGCAUUGGAGUCUGCGCUCUGUGUUGUACCAUGUCAAACUCAACCAGUGGGUCCUGUCCCAAGCUUUCAGCUCUGCCAUCCAUUCUCUAGACGGGGCGACGCAGCGGAGCGACUUUGUCUCAAUCCUGAGAGAGUUUGGGAACCACUAUGUGCAGGAGGCCGUUUAUGGCUUCCAGGAGUCCUGUACCAUCUGGUACCCCAACAAACAAGUCCAGAGACAGCUGUGGCUGGAGUACCAGGACAUCAGCAAAGGUAACUCCCCUUCAGAGGAGUCCGAGGAGCGGGACAAGGAGCCCAGGACGUUGACUUACCCAGCGUACAUUGCCAGCCUUCUGGACACGGGCGCUAAGCGCAUGGCAGCCGGUGUCAGGAUGGACUGCAACAGCCAGGGCCAGUGCCCACGCUCCUGCCACCUCUGCCACAUGAGUCCCAGGGUGGCACAGGGGCGGCAACAGUCUGAGCCCGUCCUCCUGAAGAUCACCAAAGCUGCUCCCAUCUACGAGUUAGUGUCCAACAACGAGACCUAUCAGGCUCUCCAGGACGCGAUGAUGAGCAUGCUGUGGUGCUCAGGCAAAGGCGACGUUAUUGAUGACUGGUGUCGAUGUGAUUCCAGCGCGUUUGGCACAGAUGGACUGCCCACCUGCGCCCCGCUUCCUCAACCCAUGCUGAAGCUGUCUUACACCUAUGAGCCCAGCAGCUCAUUGGUCAUCAUGGAGUGGAACCACACGGAGCCACCUAUCGGCGUGCGCAUCGUUGAUUACCUCAUCAGCCAGGAGAAGGUGACAGAGAGGACGGACCACUCUAAACUCGAGACAGAAACCCUCUUGAGCUUUGUGGAUGACAUCCUGUCUGGGGCCAGGUCGCCGUGUGUGAUGCUGGGAGACAUCCCAAACCUGCUGUCUUCCUCCAUCAGUCUGAUCAUUCGCUGCCUGGAGCCUGAUGCAACAUACAUGUUCCGCCUGUGGGCUGUAGACAACACAGGACGGCGUUCCAGUCCAAGUGAGGUCACCAUCAAGACUCCAUGUCCGACUGUGGAUGAUGUCAAAGCGCAGGAAAUUGCGGACAAGAUCUACAAUCUGUUCAAUGGCUACACAAGCGGGAAAGAGCAGCAGACCGCCUACAACACUCUCAUGGACCUGGGCGCUCCCACGCUGCACCGCGUGCUUUACCACUACAACCAGCGCUACGAGAGCUUUGGAGAAUUCACCUGGAGGUGUGAGGAUGAGCUGGGACCGAGGAAGGCGGGCCUCAUCCUCUCCCAGCUGGACGAACUCUCUCUGUGGUGUAAGGGCCUCCUGCAGGAGCCUAAGAUCGGCCUUCGCCGGAUGUCCCUCAAGUUCCUGUCCUGCCGUUACACCGACACCAAAGCCUUUGGCCUCAACUGGUCCGAGAUGGGCCAGGACGUACACAAGGCCUGUGACGAACAGACACUCACUGUCAUGUACAACGACUACGGAGAGCCCAAGGAGCUCUAGAGGUUUGAGCUUCUAAGGGAUCAGCUCAGUUUCCCGAGAAAACACAGAUUUUACAUACAGAUGGCAAGGCGGCUGAGAUUCACGUCUUAUUUCGAAGUGCUGCCCAUUAUUUGAAAUGAAAUCUGCUCAGUUUACCUUUAAUGAUACUCAGAAACAAAGUGCUAAUAAUGUUAGCUGUUAUUAGCACUGCUCUGUAGCAGCUGCCAGUCCCUGAGCUUUUGGUCAGUCUGUAAACUUUACUUCUUUAUUAUAAUGAAGAGUUAAAAUGAAAAAAAAUCUUAUUAUGAUUAAAAUUAAGGAAUAGCAACAGUGGCCUCUACAAGUUUGAACUUAGAUAGAUUUACACUGUUAUAUGUGGUUUAUAUUAAAUCCUCUUAAGACAACAGUUUUCAUCAACAAUAAUUCUCUAACUUGACCCAAAUUAAAGUGUUGCUGUUGGCUAGCACCUACCAAAUAAUGAGAUAAAUAAUACCACUUUUAUUUAUAUUACAUCGUGGCAUUCCUUUUAUCUGCAAAACAGACAAGUUAAUUUUUCUUAGAGUUAUCACACUUGAGAGGUCAAUAUAGAGUAUUGUACAUAUGCAUCUUAAUACAUUAGGACAUCAUCAAAAAGUUUCUUUAUUUCAGUAUUUCAAUUUGAAAAUUGAGACAAAUUAAUUCCAUGUUCAUUUUGAUGAUUAUAGCUUACAGCUGAUAAAAUUCCCAAAUUUGUUUGUUUAGCUGAUUUGAAAAUGACACUCGAGCAGUAAAAAUCGAGAGUGUUAAAAGCGAAAUGUAAAAAUGUAUGUCCAUGUACCGUACAGUGAAUGCAUUCAAUAGUUGGUCAGGUGUGAUAUGGAGGCAGUCUGCCUUUGGCUCUGUUGAGGAGGUCCAGGUUGCUCUAGUUGGUGUCUUUAAAUUGUCCCAUCAUCUUUCUGCUUCUGCUUGGCAUCGCUUCUUCAUCCACUUGUUGUUAUCCCCGCUGAUUUCUUCACUUUUAAUCGGCAUAUUUUUUUCAUCCACUCAUUGCUCCAAUAAUAUGGCCUCUUGUAUGUAUCAGUAUGUCUGAUACUGUCCUGAUUUGUUGCUGUGCCCAGCAGCUUUUUGCUGGGUUAUUGUCAAGUCAAUAAAAUAACUUUUAUUUUAUUGCCAUAAUAACGGGGAAAACUCUUUCCCCGUUAUUAUGUAAGACAUAAUAUUCCAUUUUUUAAAAAUGAAAUAAAAGUUUGAUUUUCCCAUCUUCAGAUUUCAUUAGCUUUAAAGCUGCAGCAUGUAACUUUUAUGAAAAAUGUGCUUUGUAUGUGUUUGUUAAAACUGUCACUAUGUUGUGACUGUAUAAGACAGGUAAUCUGUGGUUGUACUGCUAUCUGCAGAAAUACACCAUUCGGUCAGCAACAACCAAUCAGAGCCAGGAGGAGGAGGGUCUUAGCACUGUCAAUCACUCUCAUGUAUAUGCAGCUUUUGUAAAAGUUAAAUACUACUUCAAACUAUGAAACUAAUCAAAAUGAUUGGAAAUAAAUACUUAGAAUAUCUUCACAUUUGUGUAAUAGGUGCAUAAUUAGGCAUUUUAAUGACGGCUUAAUCCACUGAGGUGCAUCAGUAUAUCUGAUACUGUCCUGAUUGGUCGCUGGGCAGAAUUUUCUUUCUUUGGUGGGCCGCUGUAUUGAACUAUGCUGGUAGACAGUUAAAGAAAGUACAUGGAAGAAGUGUGGAGCUAUUUUAGAGAUUAAACAAAAAGGUUUACACUGUACAUAACAUUGUCAUGAAGUUUUAGCAACAAUAUAUAUAUAACCUGAAUGUAGUGUUGAUACUUAUUUACCGUUGUAAACUAUUUGUUUGAAAUAACUCAAACCCAAGCCGCGUUGACUUACUUCAGUAAUAACUUUUAAAAAAAAGAAAAGUUUCUUAAUCCUUUUAAUGUUCAAACAACAUCAAUUUUAACCGGCAGUAAAUCUACACUGAAGCUGCGAAACAACAGUGUCUUAAUAUUUAAAACAUUUGUUUGUUUGUCAUUUAACUGUAAUGAUUUGUUCUGGAAAGGAUCUCAUUUUGUGCUUGAAACAAUUUGUGCUUUUCUUUGACUUCGUUUGUAAUUUUAAUAAUACGUCUGAGGGCCAUGUCGAUGAUUGAUGUCAGAAAAUUUUUUUUUUUUUUUUUACAAAUCUAACGUGUGAAUACUAAAAUAAAUGCCUGUAGAUUUUUGUAUAGAUAAUAAUACAUAAUUACAUCACGAUUUAAUCCUUUACUCCUGUAUAUACAAUAUACUCCUUGUGAUAUUUCACGGCAUUGAUGUGUGCUUUAGUCGAUAUCUUAAUGAACCUACAUAUAAGUUGUGUAUUGUAGUUUUUGCAAGAUUGAUGCACUGAGUUUGUCCCUGUGAGUGAUAUGAUUGGAAUUUGGGAACACUGACUUUUGGAGCACUUUGGGGUGAAAUUAAGGAUCAUUAAAAAAAAAAGACAAAAAAACAUCAGAAAUCAGUUUUAAUCUUCGAAAAUGUUUCUGAUCUGCAUGAAAUUCUGUUUAUAUGUGUCCCAUAAAAAACUCUGAAUUUUCAUGUUGUCCUUUGCUACUUUACGCAAAAGAGGCCACACAACACUUUCCAAUGACGUUUUUUCACAGCACUAAUGGUUUGUCUAUCAAAUCUUUAAUUUGUGCUCCACAGAUAUUCCUGCUCCUGUUUAACUGUCAGCUUUCUGUGACAGUAUUGAGACCUGUGUUGCUAAUUGUUGUUGCAGUUCUGAUCUCAGUGCUCAGACUGCUGCCCAAAUGUUUCAUUCAAAUAAAGUAACCCUUGAAAAAUG